Messenger RNA from Ornithodoros turicata, 621 nucleotides. RefSeq lists its product as uncharacterized. The coding region runs from base 1 to 621 and encodes 206 amino acids. NCBI's taxonomy places the organism in Eukaryota, Metazoa, Arthropoda, Arachnida, Ixodida, Argasidae. The record is from RefSeq and is a predicted model, not a curated record. Gene Ontology annotation, molecular function: nucleic acid binding. The transcript is spliced from 2 exons. Gene Ontology annotation, biological process: DNA integration.
AUGGUGACAUUGAGCAACUCGUACGCGGCUGCUCCAAAUGCAAGGUCGAUCGUCGCUCUCCGCCCCGAGCUCCGCCACCGCUGUGGAAAAAGACCGACGGAACCCUGGAAGACCAUUCACAUCGACUUCGCCGGACCGGUUGACGGGCGAACGUAUCUACUGGUUGUUGACGCCUACACGAAGUGGCUGGAAGUUAGGCGAAUGACAAGUACUACGGCCGCCGCUGUGAUUGAACAGCUACGGUAUAUGUUCGCCACCUUCGGAAUUCCGCAGGUAGUCGUGUCAGAUAAUGGGUCGGUGUUCCUAUCGGCAGAAACCAAGAGAUUUUUCAAAGCAAAUGGCACUGAAGAAGGAUCAAGGUCUUCCGCUGGGCCCCAUCGUUCAAGUACGAGGUGGAGUUCCUCACCUUUUGUGGACAAAGAGCUGGUCUGCAAGUCCAGCACGACCCUCCACAUCAUUGCGUUAUUCUUUGCUGCAUACUGGAUCUUCAACAUCAGGUACAGCGGCAAGGCAAAGGGCACACUUACAUUCUUGGAGCGAGCCCUUCUGGGCUUCAAAGAAACAAAGCCGAAGGCCAGGUGUUUGGACCUUCUUAACUUUUUCGAGUUUUAUUCCAAAUAA